AUGCAGAGCCGUGUCGAGAGCAGCAUUUCGGGGCAAGACAAAAGUUUACAUCGCGGCCCCGAGUGCUGGCGUAAACCCCAGGGUAAUUCCAUGCGCCAAGCCAUAUCUCUGGGGCAGCUUUGGACCGAACAGCUGCCUGACGGAUGCGAGCUGACGGUGGGUGAGCUGCGCGAUAUGGCUAACCGACAGCAGCAGCAGAUCGAGUCCCAGCAGCAGCUCCUGGUGGCCCGGGAGCAGCGCCUCAAGUACCUCAAGCAGCAGGAGUCUCGGGCCGCCGCCGUGGCUGCCGAGGCGGAGCGGUUGAGGAGGCUGAGGGAGAGGGUCGAGGCGCAGGAGGCCAAGCUCAGGAGGUUGCGCGCCCUCAGGGGACAGGUGGAAGCAACACGGCACAACACGGCUUCUCUGACGACGGACCUCGACGCCAUGCGCCACCUGUUCAGCGAGAAGGAGAAGGAGCUGGUGGUGGCCGUGUCCAAGGUGGAGGAGCUCACCCGGCAGCUGGAGGAGCUCCGCCACGGCCGCUCCCCGCUCAGCCCCAACAACCAGCACCACAGUGAGCUGGAUAAGCUGCGGAGGGAGCUGCUGUACCGCAACAGCGUGAACCGCGAGGCGUCCGCGCGGGUGGCGGCGCAGCGCGAGACGCUGGCUGCGCGGCGGGACGAGAUCACGCGCAUCGACAAGCGCAUCUCGGAGCUCCAGCAGCGCCUGCACCGGAAGAGGAUCCUCAACCACCAGCUCGCCUCCCAGAUCACGGCCGCCACGCAGGCCAAACAAGCUCAGUUGAAGGCGGUGCAGCAGAAGGCCAUGCGCGACGGCAUCCACUCGGAGAACUCUGCCGACGACACUCACACCCCGACCAUCUCAAGCUUCCUCCCGGCGAGGACCUCGGAGAGUUUGGUCCCAACAAGAACGACCCCAAGUACCAGACCUUGCCAUACAACACCAAGUUCUCCCGCGCAGAACAACGGCACGACCGCCGCCGCCGCGACCUCCGCUGGCGCCCCCGUCAACGGCUCCGUCGUCACCAGAACGGUCCACAGCAUACCCACGCACCCGCCCUCCCGCGGCCACGCCCACGCGCCCGCCCUCAGCCAGGGGCCCCCGCUCGCCCCGCCGCCAGCCGCCCUCAAGCCCGCCCCCAAUCCUGCGAUGACGCCGAGGGUGUAUGGUCCAGGAGCACAGCAAUUCAGCCAGCGAUCGCAGCCUCUCGGGGGAUCAACUUUAGGGCAAAAUCAGGAUUCUCGCCCCCUCCUCCCUCCCACCUCCCUCUCUGUCUCCUUCAACCAGAAGCUGAGUCCCGGGGUCACGGCGCACGCACAGAGCAGGACCCUGUUGUUGCCUCAUCACCAUGCUCAGGACGUCGACAUGCGCGCCGUCGGAAGCGCCGGCGAGGGGAGCGAGGACCUCCCCGCGGCCGGCGAGGGCGGGCGGAACAAGCCGGCUGCCGCCCAAGCCAGUCGUCCCUUCCAAGCCCCUCCCUCCCCCCGCCAGAAGGGAGACCCCCUCGUGGCUAGCAACGAGAGCCUGAACGCAGCGCAGACGUCGGUUCGAGGAGGUGCUCAGGGAAGGCCCCAGCAAGGAUACAGGUAUGCAAGUCAGAACGUGAUAAUGUCGACUUACACGCAGCAGCCGCCUGGCCCAGACAACCAGUCCGGCGAAGGCGCUGACGACAACAACCGCUCCAAAGUGGCCAACAACGUCCUCAACAACAAUAACAACAACAACAGCGGCAUCGCCAAGUCGGAGAGCGAGGGCGGCGAGAAGGUGCACGUGUCGAUCAACAGCCGCAUCGAAAUGCCUCCGGACUUCAUGUUCCCCGAGGACGAGACCCCGCCGUCGGACCUGCUGGGCCGGAGGGUCGAGGAGAUCGAGAACGGGGGCGGCGACGCGCACAAGGAGAGGGGCGGGGCCGUCGACGCGGUGGACAACCUGCAGGUGCCCCCCGCCCUGCCGCUGAGCGAGCUGGAGAAGCUCAGGAUCGACAACGCCAAGGAGGAGAGGAACAGCCAGGAGGACCUCCACGCGGCGAACAACAACGCGCCGGGAGGGAACAUUCCCAGCGACGAUUCCCGACAGCCCGACGGCGCGGAUACUAGUUCGGUGCCAAUCGAAGGACUCACAGAAGGCGACGUAGAGAAGAGCAACGGAUCGACGAGCCUCAACAACAACAACAACAACAAUAACAACAACAACACCAACACCUCCAUCGUCCGCCGCAUCAAGAAGGGCAACCUCAAGACCAAGAACUCGUCCCGCGUGCCCCGCCGGGUGAGCUUCGAUCCCCUGGCCCUCCUCCUCGACGCCGCCCUUGAGGGGGAGCUCGAGCUGGUCAAACGCACCGCCAUGGAAGUGCCCAACCCCUCGGCCGCCAACGACGAAGGGAUCACCGCCUUGCACAACGCCAUCUGCGCCGGUCACCUCGACAUCGUCACGUUCCUGGUUACCUUCGGCUGCGAUGUCAACGCCCAGGACUCGGACGGAUGGACCCCAUUGCACUGCGCUGCCUCCUGCAACAACGUAGCAAUGGUGAGGUUCCUGGUGGAGCAUGGUGCUUGCAUCCUCGCGACCACGCUGUCUGACCACGAGACUGCAGCCGAGAAGUGCGAGCAGGAUGAGGAGGGAUAUGACGGAUGUUCCCAAUAUCUAUACAGCGUUCAGGAGAAGCUCGGCAUAAUGAACGGCGGCGUCGUCUUCGGUGUCUACGACUACGAAGGGCAGGCGGGAGACGAGCUCACCUUCCGCUGCGGAGACGCCCUGACGAUCCUGAGGCGCGGGGACGAGUACGAGCGGGAGUGGUGGUGGGGACAGCUACGCGAUAUUCAAGGCUAUGUUCCGCGAAAUUUACUCGGGCUGUAUCCUCGAGUGAAGAGCCCCGUUCGCGAUUCCUGAGGACAGAAGGCGGCCACGGGGAAACAGGCUACCUUCCGCGCUCUUCCAGGUCGUAACACAAAACUGGGAUAGACUCAUCUGAUAUUAUUAUUUUCUUUCCAAGUUUCGUUUUCAUUCUCCCUCCGGUACUGUAAUUUUGAGGGGGAAAGGGAGAGAAAGAGAGACGGCCGCCCAAGACACCGCAGACGACGAGGCGGACGUGUCUUGGGGUCGCCAGCACCUCUCGAGCUGACAUGUUUACAGGGGACUAAUUUAUGACUUUGUGACCGAAACAGAGCGAACGUUUAUGUUUCUCUGUUUCCGAGACAGGACUAUUUAUUUUGGUGGUAGAGUGGCAGCUAUUAAAUUCUAAUAAAAAAUAUCGUUAUGCUUUUUUAGUCAUGUUAAUGAGGCAAAGCAGAGCUUACUCUUCUACCUCCAAAACUUUCUUGUUCAUUUUCUUGUGACUGAAGCAGACUAGUGCCUUACGUAACAGACAACCUGCAGAUAUUAGUGUUCUCUGUGAUUAUGACUGAACUACAGUGAGAUUGUGAAACUCUGUACUGUAAUACAUAUCUAUACAUGCUGUAUAUAUCAGAGGAUGUAUAUUCUGUACUGCUUUGGAUGCUGCUAGGUAAUAUUUUUGACAUACAUAAUUGCAUCAGCUUCUGCAGGAGACUUCCACAGACUGGACGACAAUGAUGAAUGUUUUGAAGUCAUCAGUAAUCCACUAAAUACACGAAUAAAAAAAAACAUCAAUGCUUUGUUUCAUCAUUGUCAUCUGUAAGCCACUGGACACUAAAAAUGUUACAGUGAUAUGAAGCUUGUGUGAAUGUCCUUUUUUCAAGGGAAUGAAACCCUGAAACAAAGCUAUUUUUCUAGCAUGACGACUACACAAUAUUGUUAAUAUUUUACUAUUAACUGUACUGAUAUACACAAUUGAAAUAAAAAGUUGCCAUAUGAAA
This is a messenger RNA of Penaeus vannamei (Pacific white shrimp), 3833 nucleotides long. The record is from RefSeq and is a predicted model, not a curated record. NCBI's taxonomy places the organism in Eukaryota, Metazoa, Arthropoda, Malacostraca, Decapoda, Penaeidae.